CCUGUCACACCGCCCUCCCGUUCAUUUCUCCAGCCUCAGUUCAGUUUUGGGCUCCAACAUGUCGAGUUCGUACAAAACCAGGAUUCAGGAGUUUAAGACGGCGCUGAGUGAGGAGAAGAUCGACCUGAAGGCACUACGGGAACUCUGCUUCGGCGGAAUUCCUUUCGAGGGCGGGAUUCGAUCUCUGUGCUGGAAGAUCUUGUUGAACUUCCUGCCCCUGGACCAGACACUGUGGGACUCGUUCCUGAAAAAGCAGCGAGAGAUUUAUUCCCAGUUUCUGAAGGAGAUGAUUAUCCAGCCGGGAAUCGCUAAAGCUAAUAUGGGUGUCUCCAGAGAGGACGUGACCAUGGAGGAUCACCCACUGAAUCCGAAUCCCGAGAGCCGAUGGAACAAUUACUUUAAAGAUAACGAGGUUCUGUUACAGAUCGAUAAAGAUGUCAGGCGUUUAUAUCCAGACAUGGCGUUCUUCCAGAGACCCACAGAGUUUCCCUGUCAGCUGAUCCUCGAUUCACAGAACGAGUACGAAACUCUGCGCAGACGAGUGGAACAGACCACGCUUAAAGCUCAGACCGUCAACCGUAACCGUAGUGGAGUCACCAACGUGAGUUCUCCAGGCAAGGCGCUAAACCUUUACCCGUCCAACGAGUACGAGGUUUUGCCAAACGGGUGCGAGGCGCACUGGGAGGUGGUGGAGCGAAUCCUGUUCAUCUACGCCAAGCUGAACCCGGGCAUCGCCUACGUACAGGGCAUGAACGAGAUCGUGGGGCCGAUUUACUACACCUUCGCCACCGACCCCAACCCACAGUGGAAAGAGCACGCGGAGGCCGACACCUUCUUCUGCUUCACCAAUCUGAUGUCGGAGAACCGUGAUAACUUUAUAAAGAGCCUGGACGACUCUCAGUGCGGCAUCACGUACAAGAUGGAGAGCGUCUUCUCCAUGUUAAAGGAGAAGGACCUGGAGCUCCACAUGAAACUGCAGGAGCAGAAUAUAAAGCCUCAGUACUUUACGUUCCGCUGGUUGACUCUGCUGCUCUCUCAGGAGUUUUUGUUGCCGGAUGUGAUCCGUAUUUGGGAUUCGCUUUUCUCCGAUCAGGAUCGUUUCCACUUCCUCAUACUCGUCUGCUGCGCCAUGCUGACUUUAAUUCGUGAUCAGUUGCUGGCAGGAGACUUUACAACGAACAUGAGAUUACUCCAGGACUACCCCAUUUCAGACGUACACACUAUCCUCACCAAGGCUAAAGAGCUGCAGGAUGGCUCGUAGCUCACACACACACACACACUCUCUCUCCUUGUUCAGAGAAACCACAGCAACCGGUAGCCACGGCGACGACCAGAACAGUGCCCCACUGCAUCCUGGGUGGGAUGUCAUCUUUCUGCCUUUGCAUUAUGGGAGAAAACCCACAGUGUCGGCUCGUGGGCCACAUCUCUCGUAAUCAGACUGUGUGUGUGUGUGCGUGUGCGUGUGUGUGUGUGUGUGUGUGUGGAGCUUUUGACUGCACUGAACACUUGAAAAGGAUCCUGCAGUGUCUUAAAAACACUCCAUUUGUACAGGUUUCUCAGUGUUGUUUUUUUGUUUGUUUUUUUUCAUAAUUUUUAAAAAAACAUUUUACUUUUUGGUGUUUAUUUUUGAAGAUGGAUGUAUUUAGGAUUGAAGUUGAGAGGAAGGAGAUUCCGCAGCGGCGGCGCGUUAGAAACGUUAAUCCUACACUGAGCACGUGCCUGUAAUCAGUUAUACGAUACGGGGGGAAAAAAACAACAGCCGACGUGAAGAACAUCACAAUCCCAUGAUGCUUUUGGGGAUUUCAUUCAGCUGCAUGUCUAUUUGCACAUAUCAACACUUCACUGAUAUGGUUGCUAUGGUUACCGUUAAGGCGGCUAAAAAACCUCCGGCGUUCGAACAUAACGUAAUGACCGAGAAUAGUGAGCCGUUUCGUUACGGCGUGCGAUAUCACACCUGCAGAAUUCUGGAUCCUGAUUGGUCAGGAGGUUAAUUGAUCAGUGAUUAACUCUCUAUAACAGCAGCUCUGACAGUAGCGAAGGUUUUUUUAUUUUAAUACCCCGUUUCCAUAGCAACGCUACUUCGAAGGAGUCUCCAGUGUCGGAGGUAAAGCCGUAACCUUAUGGCAGGAACUAACUUGUUUUAUUGACUGCAUACGAUAAAGAAUGUGGUGUAAGAGGAAUAAAUCACUGGAGACGUGCCGUUAUGAGGAAAUAAUCAGCGCCGGGUCGGAGCCGUGACUGCGCUGGGUUUUACUCUUUACAUCGUCAAUACAGUGAUGAGUGUUGAACGUUCUCUGUGUUUGUGAAGGGAAAUAUUCAGGACAGUAUUGUGUGUGUGUGUGUGUGUGUGUGUGUGUGUGUGUGUGUGUGUGUGUGUGUGUGUGUGUGUGUGAGAUGAUUGGCGCAUGGCUCAGAGAGAGCCGACACUAUGUAAAGUGUAAAUCUCCAUCUUUUAACGUAUACUUUUAAUGUUCUUUAUGUUCUCUCCAUUCCAGAUCCUGCUGUAAGCACAGGCUUUGUGUGUGUGUGUGUGUGUGUGUGUGUGUGUGUGUGUGUGUGUGUGUGUGUGUGUGUUUCCACUGACACAGACUUAGCACUAUUCUGGUUCUCUGAAAUUGUACAUCAUGUUGUGGGCAGAGCUUACAGGCAGAUCAUUUGUUCUCUUUACAUCUUGAUUUUUAUUUUCUGCGAUGAGCUGUUAGUGAAGAAGGGCGGAGCUUAGGUUGACAUGUGACAUUACAUUGGCCAAUCACAGACUUCAUUAGUAGUUUUGCUGAUUUGAGCUAGCUGGCUAGCAAGUGCCGCUACUGGAUUUAGUAACGCAAUCAUGUUGCAAAUAGUGCUGCGUCUCUGUAAAAGAGGCGUGGCCCACAUACCUGUCAGUCUCAGUAAAGGGGGCGUGGCCUCUCGGACACUUCGCACUGAAGCAAGUUGCUGAAUGUGAACGGUUCCAGAUGAAGCUCCGCCUCCGUGUCAGUGGAAAACGCUCGUGAGUUUACUAACCAUGUACUAAUCCUGGUUAUAUAUUAGCACGGAUGCUAUUUAACCUGCUAAAGUGUGUGUGUCUGCUGUCAGCAUGCGGCGCUUGUUUAGGCUGGAGAUAAACAACACGUAACCGUGCUGAUCAACAAACACACAUGGAAUUUUAUUCUGAUUAUUCUGAUUAUUUUAGGCAGAUGUACUUUGGCAGCCUGAGGAAUGACUUUAAUGUCCACAAUAUUGCGAUAUAAUCGUGUAAUUGAUUACUGGCACAUGUUUAUAAAAUCAAACAAAUCACAAGACCACUUUCAGAUGGAUUUCUUAAACACACGACACACAAAAGGCUGAUUAACUCCGAUUUCUUCUGAAAUGAUUGUGAUGCUUUCUGAUGAUUUUAACACUAAAGUGUUGUUUUUGGAAAACUCGA
Silurus meridionalis is the source of this 3406-nucleotide messenger RNA. RefSeq names its product TBC1 domain family, member 13 (gene tbc1d13). The record is from RefSeq and is a predicted model, not a curated record. Gene Ontology annotation, biological process: intracellular protein transport; activation of GTPase activity. The transcript has 12 exons. Bases 59 to 1261 code for a protein of 400 amino acids. Gene Ontology annotation, molecular function: GTPase activator activity. NCBI's taxonomy places the organism in Eukaryota, Metazoa, Chordata, Actinopteri, Siluriformes, Siluridae.